UCUACUAAUUCAUAGUCUUCGUCUCCCAGUUGCUAUAUAUACACACACAAACAAAUAAACACUUAAUUUUCUAAGUCUACUCAAAUCUACCAAUCUCUCUCUACUUCUUCAUUGAAGACAUGGAUGAAGUAGCAAAUUAUGUUUCUCAAAGUUACGAAGUUGAAUUAGAGGAUGCUUCAUCAGACAUCAGAAAAAGUCCAUGGACAGUUGAAGAGGACGCCGUACUGACGGAGUAUGUUAACAUCCACGGCGAAGGCCGGUGGAACGCCGUCUCGAAAUGCGCCGGAUUGAAACGUACCGGUAAAAGCUGCAGAUUGAGAUGGUUGAACUACUUGAGGCCAGAUGUUCGGCGUGGAAACAUAACUCUUCAAGAACAGUUGUUAAUUCUUCAACUCCAUUCUCGCUGGGGCAACAGGUGGUCAAAAAUAGCACAGUUUCUACCGGGAAGAACAGAUAAUGAGAUAAAGAAUUACUGGAGAACAAGAGUACAAAAGCAAGCAAAACAACUCAAAUGUGAUGUUAACAGCAAACAAUUCAGAGACGCCAUGCGUUAUAUCUGGAUGCCCCGAUUAAUCGAGCGAAUCCAAGCAUCCGGGUCUUCCACGGGUCAACCCACUAGCGUAGUCAACCAUAAUGAUCAAUUUCCACCGCCAACUGAGUGGCAGAUUGACCCAAGUUUCAUAUCCGAGCCGUCAGGGACUUCUUCAGACUCAGUAGACUUCACAGAGUUUCAAAAUCAGAGCAGUAAUGAAGGCCAUGAAGACAACGGGUCGGGUAGCUGGGCGGGUGAAGUGGGAAUGGAUGGAAAUGGGUACGGUGGAGAUUCAUUGGAGAGUUUAUGGAAUGAAGAAAAUAUUUGGUUCCUACAACAACAGCUAAUGUGAGUGAUGGAAUUUGUUUACGUGACGCCUAAGGCAGUGGUUCACUCAUUCUAUGAUUAUGAGUAUCAUUUUACGGUAGCUAAAUUAACAAUAUAAUUUUGAUUUUGUUCAAAGAAAAAUAAUAAUAGUUAGUUUGUUUGUAGAUUAUACAUACACGUAACUGAAUCAACAAACGUUUUAUGUGUAAUCUUUUUGAGUAGUGACAUUAAAACAAAAUCAAGUUUUUGUUUGGGUUAA
This is a messenger RNA of Mercurialis annua (annual mercury), 1118 nucleotides long. Its product is annotated as transcription factor MYB78-like. The coding region runs from base 120 to 884 and encodes 254 amino acids. The transcript is spliced from 2 exons. Gene Ontology annotation, cellular component: nucleus. NCBI's taxonomy places the organism in Eukaryota, Viridiplantae, Streptophyta, Magnoliopsida, Malpighiales, Euphorbiaceae. Gene Ontology annotation, biological process: regulation of DNA-templated transcription. The record is from RefSeq and is a predicted model, not a curated record. Gene Ontology annotation, molecular function: sequence-specific DNA binding; DNA-binding transcription factor activity.